AUGUGGCCGGGCCGCGGCGGGCGGCGCUGGACGCUGGCGCUGGCUCUGGCGCUGGCUCUGGGCGGCCGCUGCCCCGCCGCCCCCAAUGCCUCGGCCGGGCCCCCGCGCUGCCGCCGCCCCGCGCCCUGCGAGCGGCUCCGCUUCGGCGCCUGCCUGGGCUCGGCGCUGCCCUACGCCGCCACCUCCACGCUGCUGGCCACCGACUCCGCCUCGCAGGAGGAGGCGCACGGGAAGCUGCUGCUCUGGUCCGGCCUGCGCAAUGCCCCGCGCUGCUGGGAUGUCAUCCAGCCCCUGCUCUGCGCCGUCUACAUGCCCAAGUGUGAAGAUGGGCAGGUGGAGCUGCCCAGCCAGACCCUGUGCCAGGCCACACGGGCACCCUGCACCAUCGUGGAGCGUGAGCGAGGCUGGCCCGACUUCCUCAAGUGCACCACAGACCGCUUCCCUGAGGGGUGCCCGAACGAGGUGCAGAACAUCAAAUUCAACAGCUCAGGGCAGUGCGAGGCACCGCUGGUGAGGACAGACAACCCCAAGAGCUGGUAUGAGGACGUGGAGGGCUGCGGCAUCCAGUGCCAGAACCCGCUGUUCACCGAGAAGGAGCACCGCGAGAUGCACGUCUACAUUGCCGCCUUCAGCUCCGUCACCAUCUUCUGCACCUUCUUCACCCUGGCCACGUUUGUUGCUGACUGGAGGAACUCCAACCGCUACCCUGCCGUCAUCCUGUUCUACGUCAAUGCCUGCUUCUUCGUGGGCAGCAUUGGUUGGCUGGCACAGUUCAUGGAUGGUGCCCGUGACGAGAUCGUGUGCCGGGCCGAUGGCACCAUGCGGCUGGGUGAGCCCACCUCCAAUGAGACGCUGUCCUGCGUUAUCAUCUUUGUCAUCGUGUACUACUCGCUGAUGUCGGGUGUCAUCUGGUUUGUCAUGCUCACCUACGCCUGGCACACAUCCUUCAAGGCCCUGGGCACCACCUACCAGCCGCUGCUGGGCAAGACCUCCUACUUCCACCUCAUCACCUGGUCCAUCCCCUUCGUGCUCACCGUGGCCAUCCUGGCCGUGGCGCAGGUGGACGGCGACUCUGUCAGUGGCAUCUGCUUCGUGGGCUACAAGAACUACCGCUACCGAGCAGGCUUUGUGCUGGCCCCCAUCGGGCUCGUGCUCAUCGUGGGGGGCUAUUUCCUCAUCCGGGGGGUCAUGACGCUCUUUUCCAUCAAGAGCAACCACCCCGGGCUGCUGAGCGAGAAGGCGGCCAGCAAAAUCAACGAGACCAUGCUGCGCCUGGGCAUCUUCGGCUUCUUGGCCUUUGGCUUUGUCUUCAUCACCUUUGGCUGCCACUUCUACGACUUUUUCAACCAAGCUGAGUGGGAGCGCAGCUUCCGGGAAUACGUGCUGUGUGAGGCCAACGUGACCAUCGCCACGCAGACCAACAAGCCCAUCCCAGAGUGUGAGAUCAAGAACCGGCCGAGCCUGCUGGUGGAGAAGAUCAACCUGUUCGCCAUGUUUGGCACCGGCGUCUCCAUGAGCACCUGGGUCUGGACCAAGGCCACCUUGCUCAUCUGGAAGCGCACCUGGUGCAGGCUGACGGGGCAGAGCGAUGACCAGCCCAAGAGGAUCAAGAAGAGCAAGAUGAUCGCCAAGGCCUUCUCCAAGCGCAAGGAGCUGCUGCGCGACCCGGGCCAGGAGCUGUCCUUCAGCAUGCACACCGUGUCCCACGAUGGCCCCGUGGCCGGGCUGGCGUUCAACAUCAACGAGCCAUCGGCCGACGUGUCCUCGGCGUGGGCCCAGCACGUCACCAAGAUGGUUGCCAGGAGAGGGGCCAUCCUGCCCCAGGACAUCUCUGUGACACCUGUGGCGACACCUGUGCCACCAGAAGAGAGGGCCAACCUGUGGGUGGUGGAGGCCGACGUGUCCCCGGAGCUGCAGAAGCGCAGCGGCCGCAAGAAGAAGCGGAGGAAGAAGAAGAAGAAGGAGGUGAACCCAGACCCUGAGCGCUGCCUGGGGGGCUCCACCGUCCCUCGCCUGCCCCACCUGCCCCCGCAGCCCUGCCUGGUGGCCUUUGCUCCCGAUGUCCUGCCCGAUGCCACCUUCGCCAGGGGGCCGUGGGAUGGGCAGAGCCGCAGAGCCAACGUCCUGCACGUGAUCAGCAACCCCUUCUGCCCCGAGAGUGGGGCCACCGACCAUGAGAGCCCCAGUACUGGGUGCUGGCAGCACAACGGGGGUCCCCUGUGGCCCCCCAAACCCGGCCCAGGGGUGCCCAGGACUCAGGGCCGCUGGGCAGGGCUGGCCCCCAUCCACUCCCGGACCAACCUGGUGGAUGCAGAGCUGCUGGAGCCCGACUCGGACUUCUGAUCCCAGCAGGAUGUGGGGUGACACCCCGAGGUGAUGGGGCCACCAGAACCCACCUGAGCCCACCGGGAUCCUUCCCAAAUAUUCCAUCAACCCAAGCACAUCCAGUUUCUCCCCUGGGAGGAUUAAUUUCCCAGAUGGUUUUGGGAUUCCCUCCAGCAUCACUGGGAGAGAGGAGCUGUCAGUGGAACAAUCCCCCACAGGGAUUUAAGGAUCACAGUUGGGGACAGCCCAGAUCAGGGUGGAUUUUGGGCAGCUUUGGAGUGCUGCCAGCCCUGGCUCUAGAGGCAGGUACAUAGAGGUACAUAGAGCUCACCCCCACUUUAAUUUUUUAAAAUUCCUGAAUUUUUAAUGUUUGUAUUGUGAUGGGGACGUGAAUCUUCUGCUCGGGGUGAGCCCAGUCAGGGGCAGCAGCAGCAGCAUCAUCGUCAUCCCUGGUGUGCACCCCUAUUUUGGGUUCACCCCACUCCCUUCAGAGACCCCAAAGUGCCUUCCAGCUUCCCAGAGAGCUGAGCCAGACCCAAAUCAGGAUUCGUGGCAUGGCAGCGCCAGGGAGAUGGGAUGAGAAACACCUUGGAAGCAAAAAAAAAAAAAAAAAAAAAAAAAAAAAAAAAAAAAACCUCGGGGGUGCUCGAGGUGAAUCAGGAUCAGCAACCCCCAGAGCAAAGCUUUUUAUUAUUUUUCUUAGGAAAAAAUACAAAAAUCAAGUCACAGCAAACCCAGAAGUCUUGGGGCAAGAGGGCUCCAGUCCCUGCAGUCCCUGCAGGUGUUUGGAUUUUUUGGAUUUUCACUGUUUUUAUUUUACUUAAGUCCUGGUAGGCUCCUGGCUUUUUUUUUUUUUUUUUAAUCUGCUAUCCCAGUGACUUUCACAGGUUCAUUUUUGCUGUGUAAAGGAAAAACUCUCCUGUAUCAGUAUUAAAUUUACAGAUUUUCAA
Molecule: messenger RNA, 3275 nt
Organism: Cinclus cinclus
Lineage: Eukaryota; Metazoa; Chordata; Aves; Passeriformes; Cinclidae
Gene: SMO
Product: smoothened, frizzled class receptor
Exons: 12
Coding region: 1-2343 (780 amino acids)
Biological process (GO): smoothened signaling pathway; central nervous system development; commissural neuron axon guidance
Cellular component (GO): dendrite; cilium; plasma membrane
Molecular function (GO): patched binding; transmembrane signaling receptor activity
Source: RefSeq, a predicted model, not a curated record